Messenger RNA from Lytechinus pictus (painted urchin), 3758 nucleotides. RefSeq lists its product as uncharacterized. The record is from RefSeq and is a predicted model, not a curated record. The transcript has 7 exons. Bases 182 to 2749 code for a protein of 855 amino acids. Lineage: Eukaryota; Metazoa; Echinodermata; Echinoidea; Temnopleuroida; Toxopneustidae.
ACUGUGCUAACUUCAGUUAGGUGAUCAAGAGGACGAGAUUUCGAGAUUGAGAUUGAGUCUGAGAGUGAGAUAUAGGCCUAGAUUCAAACAGAUGUGACUUCUAGUUCUACAUCCUUGUACGGUAUAUCGGCGAAUAAAACCUUAGAAACACAAUAGUUAAUGAGAAGCAUGCCAAGUCACCAUGAUGCAAACAAUAGAAGAUGUAAGAAGGCUGACCAGGAGUGACAUGAAUGGCCAUCCUGCAGGUCGUACGGACACCCACUUACGGUCCGUCGUCCGCAACCACUCCAUACCCAUGAGCAGAAGUCUUCCUGUGAACCAGCCAAGGUUUGAAAAGCCCCGUGAUGAUUUAUGGCGCAGCUCACAGAGCCUUACGGGCCGAGCCUCGGCUAUGACAUACAACCACAAGCAGUAUCCGUCAGCUUCGGCUGCACUGUCAGAUUAUAUUUCAGACUACGAAAGCCAAAAUUCUUCUCAAGAUUCACAGUCACAGCCUUCUUACAGAAGAACUGUGAGUGAUCUGCUUCUUCCUAAGUCGUCACUUCAGAAAACAGCACAAAGAAGCCUAGAGACAGGAGAUCAAGACACCAAAGAUGAAUUCCAUCGCUUCAACAUCCGCAAGCUAAUUGAUGACUCAUACGAGCAGAUUCUAAGGGCAGAUUUGGAGCAAGGAAAAGCAUCUACAAUAGUUGCCACUGCCAAGCAUCUUGGAUCAGACAGUUCUUUGACCAUAGGAGAAUCAACUUCUAAUGGGAAAGAGUUUUCAGACACUUUAAGUGAAAUUAGUUCAUCAACUGAUGCUCUUCUGUUGGCCAACCCAUACAUGGUGAAGUUCAGUCAACGUGGAAGGACAUCAGAUCAAGGUGCUGCCUCAUCAUUACGUAGGUCAAGGAGCAUGGAUUCAGCAAGGCUUUCUGCCUCAUCCAGCUAUGCUAGGCAGAGACACAUAAAGAGCUUGGGGAGAAUGAAUGAGACUAGGCAACGCACAAGGUCAAAUUCAAGCCAGUUAAGAAGUCAAAGACCUCAAGUUUCUUUAGACAGCAGCAGUGUCUUGAGGAUGUCUCAUGGGGUUCCAUCACCAAAGCACUCUGUGUAUGAUAAAAGACAGGAAACAAGAAGAACAGUGUCUUCCAGGAGCGAUGGAAGACCCAUUCCUGCAUGGGUCUCUGACCUGGACAGCUCUGCAAUGAGCAAGAAGAGGCUAGACACCCUCUACACAGACACUCUGUUGAGUGCAGAUAGUAGUGGUACAAUACACCUGGAUUCCAUGAAACAAAGUCAGAUGAAUGGAACAUCCAUGCCGUUACCUCGCAGUGAUCUAAUGAUGCACACUUUGUCUUCACAGGGUCAUAUAGAGGACCGAGCAUUGUCAGUUAUGUCAGCAGCACGACCUCCACCCUCUUGGGUUGAAGAGUUGGAUACCACUGUUGAUAGCCUGUCAGGCUCCUUAAGAAUGCUUGGCAAGAAAAUGGAAGACCGUUAUACCAGAGAUCAUAGAGCUAACCAUCGGGCUAUCAUCACCAAUAGUCAUAAGAAUGGAUUGUCUGGGGAAAUGUCUCAGCCAGCAAGUCUACAGUCAGAUUUAAAGCAGCAUAAGGUCACAUCUAAACACACUGCAUCAGAAAUGAGAUAUCCUAAAGGUUGGAAUAUGGACAGAAACAUAAUCAAAGACAGGACUACUUCUGACGUAGCUUUUACCAAAGACAGGACGAUAAGUCAGAGACUCCACAGAAGGACACAUAGUGCCAGUACCAAUGACCUGAUCAAAGAGUCACCUCAUUGCGAUACAACUAAUGCUCCUUCCUCCCACGCUGUCAAUCACCGUCUCCACCUGCUAAGACAGAGUAAAGGUAAACCACAAGCCAGCCACAAGGAUAAGUCUUCCAGAACUUCAACACUAAGAUCAUCCACCCGCACCAACUUGCCUUCUAUACGGUCACCUCGCCAGGGCCACCUUUCACCACCAUCAUAUUUUGUCACCGAAUCAGACCUGCAACAGUCCACCAAGAAAACACAACUAGACAUCAGUACUACCACAGAUAGCCUUAUUUAUUCAUCUCCUUUUGGCCUUGAUCGGGACAUGCCCUUUCCUGACCUGUCAGUACUACCGCCAGCUUACGGUGAAUCACAUCAACUGUCUCCUGUCCAAAGUGAGGGCCUUGAUAGAACACUGAAAGAGGAGGAACUUGCUUCAUCUUUGAGCUCUCUUUCAUCUAUAACAUUAGAUACAGAUAAUCUAAUGAAUGGGAAGGCAGCAAGGACACCCCUCAUAGCAGAUCAUGUCAGCGAAUCAACAGUUGGAGAUACGGCUAGAACGAAUGCCAUGCUCCGUCGAGCUAACCGCAUCGUGGAGAAUACCCAGGUUAGUCUCAACAACUCCAGUCUCUUGGAGGAGCAGGCAUAUACAGAGAGGAGCUCGGAUACAGAGGAACUCCUGGCAGGAGACCAAGAAUUAAUGACCAGAGUACAAACACACUUAAAAGCAGAGGGAGACGCCCACUGGGAUCCUACAACUCAGGAAAUGCUUGAUCAUUUUCUAGAAGAUUGUAUUCUAUCAGGAAAGGAGAGUCCUGAUAUUUCUGAGGAACGUAUUUCUGAAGGCCCACUUGAGUCACUAAAAAAUAUGCUGUUCAAGCUGCAGGACAUGGCAUCACUGCAUGAUGUAGAAUCGGGAGGAGAAACAAAAUUACACCAGCAUAGGGAACCUUCGUCAGAAAGAAGCAAGGUAAGUCCAAAAGACAGAUUCUGAUUGUGUAUGGUUUAAAACUAUUUAAUCUAAUUCAGACUGUAGGCUAUCUUCAUUUUGGCUAAACAAUUUGUUCAUUAGUUUCUUUCACUUUGUAUAGUUGGGACCUUGUCAAAUUGCUAGCAUGUGAAAUUAUCACUUGUUCUAUCCACUGUUUGGUCCAGUUCCCAUCAGGGCCGGUAUUCAAUUGAAAGUAUUGACUUUGUAAGUAUUUUCUUAGCAUUUUGCUUGGCUAAGCAAAAUGCUGAAAUUCGUAUUCAGAUCAUAUCUAUAAAAUAUUUUACUCUGUCAAGCCAAAUUGAAGCAAAAUCCUUACUAAAAACCAUUGUGACAUCAUAAAGAUUUAAGUCUGUUAGGCGGCUGAUUAGAUUUAAGCAAAUUACUUAGCCAAAAAUGCAAUUGAAUACCAAAGGUGGAUAAGUAUUUUACUUAAGCAAAAUGCCGAGGAAAAUAUUUAAAAUUCUGGCUUAAGUAUCUAAUUGAAUACUGGCCCUGACUUUUAAUAGCUGAAAUACAACUUAGCCAAAGUAUAGUAGACUACAUGGAGAAUAUCACAAGGGGAGUAUGUUUUAUUGAUUUCCAUGAUUACAAACAAACUAGAUUUGUACUGUACCCAAAAGUUGAUUUAUAUGACCUGGGGGGUGUUUCACAAAGAUUUAAGUAUGACUUAAAUUGCACUUAAAUGCCAACGCAUAUCUGAUAUACAAUGCGCAAUCUAAUUCAUCAAUACGCAGAAGUGCACAUCCUCUUGGCAUGAUCUGACCAAUGCAAUCAUACCUUUUAUAACACACGCAACCAGGCAUUUAAGGGCGAUUCUAAGUCAUACUUACAUCUUUGUGAAACACCCCCCCUGGUUAUUAAAACCAAUUGCGAUGUGACUGCUUGGAGACAAAAAUUAAGUUAGACAGCAUGAAUUUUGACUAAGAUCAAUUUGACCAAGAGAUAGUGAACCUAGAAGACUCAACCCGAUGAUAAAAAUUUCAUUGAAAAUUUGUAUUACAACGGACAGCUU